Molecule: messenger RNA, 6772 nt
Organism: Hippocampus zosterae (dwarf seahorse)
Lineage: Eukaryota; Metazoa; Chordata; Actinopteri; Syngnathiformes; Syngnathidae
Product: XK-related protein 7-like
Exons: 4
Coding region: 703-2532 (609 amino acids)
Biological process (GO): apoptotic process involved in development; engulfment of apoptotic cell; phosphatidylserine exposure on apoptotic cell surface
Cellular component (GO): plasma membrane
Source: RefSeq, a predicted model, not a curated record
CUCUAAUCAUCCAUUUCAUACUGUAAGACAGCACAUUAAGAGCUUUUGGAAAGAUCUACAGUAUGUAGGUCAUCGUUUCAUGGAGACAGUUAUCAUAAGGAACAGAAUACUGUAUAAUAAUAUAAUAAUAUAAAGAUACUUUGUUUCCAAUGAAAACGAAAGUAUGUAAAGGUGAAGUAUAUGUUGUUGUUUUUUUGUGUGACAUUUUUGUUUGGUGGUGUGUCGUGAGCUUUUCCAAAUGCCAAAUAUGUGCCAUGCAUUGAUCAGUAGAGGUUGGGAAACAGUUCUAAAAUGACCCUGCCCAGUCGAUGGUUUUUGACCUUUGUUGCAAGAUUUCAUUUUGCUGAAUUAAAGUGAAGAUGCUUGCACAUGCAAAUUCUUCACUUGAUCUUCUUUUGUUUGUUUGUUUUGUUUUGUGUUGCGUUUUUCUUUUUAGAUACACGCCCCUUGACGGUUCAAUUCCCCCGCCUUUUCUCCAGGACGCCAAGAAUAAAUACGCUGCCACAUGCGUGUGCUUUGAGUUGAUUUUGGGGAGCAAAUAAAAAAGAAUCCGCGGAGGUUUCUGCGAGCGUUCCAAAUGCUCCUUGGCGCUUAAUUGGCUGCUGAUGAGGCUAUUUAUGACGUCAUCCCUCCCCUGCCUCCUCCUCCUCCUCCUCCCCACCUCCAUCACCUCCUCCGUCUUUCUCUCCUACCCCAACCAACAUGGCCGCUAAGUCUGAUGGAGCAGCGGUGGCUGUGGAAGAUGACAACCCGCCCAGGAGCCUCUCGGAGCCGGGCCAAGCCACCCCCGCCACCUCCACCGCGGCCGCCGCCGCCGCCUGUGCCGCCCGGCCCCGCCGCGGACCCCAGGGCGGACAGGCGUACACGCUGCUGGACUGCUGCUGGGUACUGUGCGCCCUUCUCGUCUUCUUCUCCGACGGUGCUACCGACCUGUGGCUGGCCGCCGACUACUACCUGCGAGACGACUACUGGUGGUUCGGCCUGACGCUCGUCUUCGUCGUGGUGCCGUCCGCCGUCGUGCAGGUUCUCAGUUUCAGGUGGUUCGUGUACGACUACUCGGAGCUGAGCGGCGCGGACAGGGCGUCGGGAACGGCAGGCGAAGCGAGCGGCGACGCCGCUGGAAGAACCAAGGACAGCGACCAGCGCGGCGCGGCGGCGGGCAACGGGGCGAACGCGACCGCCGUCCCCACGUCUUCUUCCCCCUCUGGAGCGACCGAUAAGGGCGGGCGACCUCGGAGAUGUUGCACAGUGUGCAUGUGGGUCUUUCAAACGGUACUCCACACCUUUCAGCUGGGACAAGUGUGGAGGUAUAUCCACGCACUCUACCUGGGCGCCCAGAGUCGUUGGCAUGGCGACGGUUCCCACCACCGCUUCCACUGGCGGCUAAUGUUCGAGAGCGCUGACAUCACCAUGCUUCGUCUCCUGGAGGCAUUUCUUAAGUCGGCGCCGCAGCUUGUCCUCCAGCUAAGCAUCAUGAUCCAUGGAAAUGCUGUCCUCCCACUGCAAGGUCUGUCGGCCUCGGCCUCUCUUGUGUCGCUGGCCUGGAUGAUUGCAUCCUACCAGAAGGUUCUGCGGGAUUCGCGUGAUGACAAGCUGCCCAUGUCCUACAAGGCCGUCAUAGCCCAGAUCCUCUGGCACCUGUUCACCAUCGGGGCCAGGACGGUGGCCUUUGCCCUCUUUGCCUCCGUCUUCCAGCUCUAUUUCGGGAUAUUCAUCGUCAGUCACUGGUGUAUAAUGACAUUCUGGAUCAUCCAAGGUGAGACUGACUUCUGCAUGUCCAAGUGGGAGGAGAUCAUCUACAACAUGGUGGUGGGCAUCAUCUACAUCUUCUGCUGGUUCAACGUCAAGGAGGGGCCCAGCCGCAUCCGCAUGACUGUUUACUACACGGUAACACUGGCUGAAAAUGUGGCCCUGACAGCCGCCUGGUACACAUACCGUGGGCCUCACACCUCCGACUCCUACGCCCUGGUGGUGGUGUGCCUCGUGGCCUGCAGCUUCGCCUUGGGGACUUUCUUCAUGUUGGUCUACUACUGCUGGCUGCAUCCUGACGGGCCGGUCCUGAGCGCAAAUUGGGGAGGGUGUGUGGACGAGGGGAUAGUGAGUGCAAGUGGCAUGGUGGGUGUGAUCGAUGCCUGUCUCACCCCGUCCCAAGGUUCGCAAACUGACAUGGUCAUCACCAGUCCUCCCAGGACUCUACCCAGGACUAAAGACACAGGGGACAUGAUUCCCGGGGAACAGGACAGGGACAGGGAAAGGGAUCGGGACAGUUGCCUGCCGGUUUUCCAGGUGCGUCCUUCCCCUUCGUCCUCCCCAGCACUCCUCCACAGGACCUCCUCGUCGCAAGAGGGCCCUGUGAUCAGGAUCGAUCUCCCAAGGAAGAGGUAUCCGGCCUGGGAUGCCCACUUCAUUGACCGUCGUCUCCGCAAGACCAUCUUACUUCUGGAGACCACGUCAGCAUCCAGCCCUAGGAUACAAUACCGGAGUAGCAUGAUGGGCAGCAAAGAGGUGCUGGAGUAUGAGACCACCGUUUAAGCCAAUAGCUCCACAACCGAAAAAUGCAGUCUGGGAUCAAGGCUCAACCGGAGACCAGUUCUCAUCCCAGGACGCGCUUUGCCAGGAGAUACUUGGACUUAGAACAUGGACAGUCUGUUUUUUCAUGAAAGACAGGUGUCUAAACUUGAUUGUAAAACGUGAAGUGCAAUCUUUGGCCAAGGCACUCUCUCUGCUUGACCAGGUCCAGGUUGAAACUCCAUCGGUCAUCUGAUGAGGGAGUAGGAAUGGGGAUAAUCUUCGUCUAAUUGAAACGCUUGGAGGUGAGAAAUUUAAUCUCCCGUCGUGGGACAGUAUUAGAUUUCAUCCUUCAUGUCAGAAUGAGAUUAAUGAGAUAAUGCAUGAACAUGAACCCCAGGCUGCAGAGACUCCGCACCCCUAUGUGCUUUAAAAAAAAAAAAAAGGAGAGGGAGUUUAGAGACUGUUUUGUUAGGGGUUUGAAAUGGGGCAUAGGAUUCUUGCGGUGCAAAAUCACAUGCUGACAAAAGCAUUUUCAUCCGUAACUGAAAUAUUAUCCUUAAUCAAAAUUAGACGGAAAACAGGUCAGACCUGGGCUUUAGUGUAAAAAUGUGAAAGGUGUAGUUAUUAUUAAAAAAAAAAAGUCAAUUGAACAUUGGCACUUCAUCAGCCGAUCGAGUCUACUUAUAAUAACUUAAUAUUGAGAGUACAAUUCAUCUUGCUGUUGUCUAACUAAGAGAAGUCAUAUUCACAACUUCCCUCCAGUUGAUUGCGUGUCCCUCUUCAGACCUUUGAAAGUAUCACACGUAGGUCUAUCUGGGUCCAGACGAUGGGAUUAAGUGUUUACAUCACAUGGACCAAGGACCGGUGUGACGAGAUAGCCGCCUCACACUGUUGUACAGUCAAGUAAAUACAAAUGUCAGAUAUAAGCUAGUAGAACAUGUAGUUACUGUAGGUGACCAGUGACUCGACAGAGUCUAAAUGUUCAUUCAAGUCGACUUCUAGCAAGGGAUUCAUAGUGGGAAUCAUGGUUCCCGUCUUUGCUCAGACGCCAUUUUUCACUAUUUAUUCGGAAAGUACGUUUGAAUUGCUGUGAGGGGUGGAAUGAACUCCAGCUCACUUGUGACCCUAAUAAGGAUGAGCGUGAUCGAAAACAGAUGGAGGGGUUUUGUCGUUGUGAUUUUGAACGGCAACAUUAUGUUUACAAUACUAGCACCCCGACCCAAAAGAAAAUUCAGCAGUGUCGUUUACAAAAUGAAAGCACACGUCAGCCUUUUUAUUUGACGGUUAAGAGUAACAGAAAGAUACGGCAAGACUCAUUUGAAACAACAGUAAAUGGUGGCGUUAGCAUCAGCACUUGUGUCAUAGCUACAGUGACUUGGAAAAAUAUUCUUACCCUGAAAACUUUUUCACAUUUUUCCACCUUUAAACAAGAAAUUUUGCUGUUUGGUGAGAUUUUAUGUGAUCGGCCAGCACAAAGUAGAACAUGGCCUUGAAUUGAAACACAUUUUGGACAGAUAAUAAAAUCUGGAAAAAUGUGUUGUGCACUUGUAUUCAACCCCCCCCCCCCCCACACACACACACACCCUUUCGUCAAGACUUUUGUCAAGCCACCUUUCUCUGCAACUCUUUUAAGAUAACAUCUCUAGCAGCUUUGCACAUCUCUGACAUAUUGCCUUUUGCAAAAAUAAAUAAAAGCCCAUGCUGAGUCGAACUGUAUGUGAGGAGCAAAACACAAGUUUUGCCACAGAUGCUUAGUGGGAUUUGGAGGUAACACACUUUUGUGAUAUCUAUCUGCUUAAAAUCUGGAAAGCCAGAUAUCCUUCUUGUGCCACUUGACACAUAUGUGCUACUUUGUGUUGUCCGUUCACAUAAAAUCUCAACAAAGCGUACAAAGGUUGUGAUUGUAAAGUCGCCAAAUGCGAAAAUAUUCAAGGGAUAUGAAGACUUUUUCAAGGCAUUGUAAAUUCAGGCACCUCUUGUAAGGUCGAGAUUCACCUCCAAUCCUUUAUUUCUUUUUUCCCCCUCGCAACUUCCAAGAUGACAUUAAAGAGUUUCACCAAGAAUUUAAACUUUUCCAAGCGAGAAUAUUCUUUUGUGAUUUAUAUAUAAUAAAAGAAAAGUACAAACAUACAGUCCCGUAAAAGUUUUAGUGCAGCAUUUACUUUUUUUAAAAUGUCUUAUUAUUUUGGGAGUGUAGCGCUUCCAUUCAUUCUGAACUGUUAACAAAAGCGAUGCUGGGGGGCGGUAGUGUGUUGUCACACAAGGUUACUUUUCGGAUGUCUAUCUCUUAGCUAGUUAACAGACGACUUCUUGUUUCAUGGAGGAUGAUGAACAGACUGACUGUGCCAUGGUGAUUCUGAUGAUGCAACGCUUCCAUUAAUACCACGGAGAGUCAGAAGAUAAAAAUAACAGUGUCAACAACAUUACCACAGCAAAGCUAAUGAUGGACUAAGGUUUGUACAGUACUGGAUGUCGGUUGUACGUAAGAUACUUUUUCAUGACAUAUGACUUUCCGGUGGAUUAUUUUGAUUCAUUCUGACUUGUUAAGCCAAAAUGUUCUCCGGGAAGGGACUAUUUCCAAAAGAGUCAUUUCAUCUUGAUCAGGACGAUUCCAUUUUUGCACUAUUUGGCACUUGAAACAUUACUUUGGAAAGAUAGAAACUCGGCCAUAAUGUUGCAAGACUAAGAAUGUCACAGGUUUUUUUUUCCUGUAUCGUUAGUCCAAAGUCUUCAAAAAAAUGUUUGCUUCACAUUUAAAAUAAAUUGCGAAAAACUAAAAUGUAAGGAUACACACUGGACAGUGAAUAGACGAACUUGCCAAAAUCUAAUGGCGAUUUGCUUCCCCCUGUUGAUAGGGAAGAUAACGUGCUAGUCUGUGAAGAUGUCAUAAAACAGCUCACCCCGAGAAAACAGUUUCCAGCAUCAUGGAUGACAUAGAUUGGAUUAGUCUACUCUUUUAGGAGUGGUGAACUUAUAAACAUAUCAAGCUGUCCCCUUCCUUUCGGACCCUUGUGCACACUACUUGCUCAUCAUACAUCCAUGUUAAAAUGAAAUGUGCUAAAAGGACUAAGACACCUAGGGGGGUCCCAAUGUAAUGUCUUUCUAAUACAGUGCAUUCAGGAAGUAUACAGACCCUCCUCCAUUGUUACAUUUGCUAUGUGGCCGCCUCAUAGUAAAACAAUUGUAAUUAUAUUUUUCCUGACACAAGAUGGUGGACAACUGGUUAGAACGUCCGCCUCACAGUGCAGAUGUCAUGGGUUUGACUCCAUUGAUUCCAGGCUUCGGCCUUCAUGUGUGGAGUUUGCAUGUUCUCCUCUUGCCUGUGUGGGUUUUCUCUGGGCAGUGAUCCUCUGGGACCACAAUGUCCUCAGAUGAACAUGGAAUGUUACAUUCUUGUUUGGAAUUUAAAAAAAAAAAAAAAACACGGGUAAUUUCCUCUCAAAUUUCAAAAUGUCAUCAUGUUUUCUUUUCUGCCCUGGUUGAACCGCAGCACUCCUCAUGCGUCUGCUUGCUUCUGCGAAUGUACAUAAUGACAGCAAAACAAGGUCACAUGUCAAGAUGGUCAGAUCGUCUCCGAGAAGAGAUGAGUGCAAAGAUCAAAUCGCUGUUGUCGUCAUGGUAGGAGACAACUCAUGGAUGUUGACGGCGACGUUAAUGGUGCUGCAAAUGUCAACUGAGCGUCGCCCCACCCCACCCGUCCAUUCCCCUCCCUGUCCCUCUAUCAUGUCAAACAUGAUAAGCUAAUGUACAGAUGUUGUCGGUUGUUGAGGGCGGGGCUUCGCUCUCGAAUGAAACAAUCCUUUUUUUUUGCUGUGGUGAUUAUUUAUUAUUGAGAUGAAAAAAAAACAAAAAUAUCAAUCAUAUUCUGUUAAUUGAUGCAAGUAUUUAUGUUUAUUUUUGUAUUUGUUUUAUAUCUAUUUCCUAUUGUUUAAAUCACUCAGUGGCCAUAUCUUUGGUAUGACUCUUACAUUAAGAUGUAAAAAGUAGAUUUUUUUACUCAUUUCGUCUAUAUGCCCAUAAACAGAGUAGGAUAUGUGUGCGUGUGUGUGUGUGUGUGUGUGUGUGUGUGUGUGUGUGUGUGUGUGUGUGUGCGCGCGCGUGUGUGUGUGUUUGGAGGCAGGUUGAUCAUGCCGCAUCAUUAUCUCAGAGUGAAACUUUCUUGACGGUGUUAUACAUUUGAAAAAGAAAAAAAGAACUCCACAAGAUGUGCUAAUAAAUGUAGAUGGGGAACAAUUACUGUAGUAAACAUGGCUGAACAGCA